Aspergillus brunneoviolaceus CBS 621.78 is the source of this 828-nucleotide messenger RNA. Its product is annotated as 60S ribosomal protein eL18. NCBI's taxonomy places the organism in Eukaryota, Fungi, Ascomycota, Eurotiomycetes, Eurotiales, Aspergillaceae. The record is from RefSeq and is a predicted model, not a curated record. The transcript is spliced from 2 exons. The coding region runs from base 171 to 623 and encodes 150 amino acids. Gene Ontology annotation, cellular component: cytosolic large ribosomal subunit; ribosome. Gene Ontology annotation, molecular function: structural constituent of ribosome; RNA binding. Gene Ontology annotation, biological process: translation.
GUAUCGACUUGGAUCGCCACCAUGUGCGCGGCACCCACCGCAAGGCGCCCAAGAGCGAGAACGUUUACUUGCAGGUCUUGGUGAAGCUCUAUCGUUUCCUCGCCCGUAUGACACCAACCACUUCCUGACCAUCAGAAUACCCAGCAAAUGAAGACUGAUAAAUUUGCUCCAUGUCAGGUCGCACGGAAUCAAACUUCAACAAGGUCGUGCUCCGUCGCCUUUUCAUGUCCCGGAUCAACCGCCCCCCGGUUUCCAUCUCGCGCAUUGUCUCCAACGUUACCGACUCCCACAAGGGCAAGACAAUUGUUGUGAUCGGAACCGUGACCGACGACAACCGCCUUCUCACCGUCCCCAAGCUCUCGAUUGCCGCUCUCCGCUUCACUGCCACUGCUCGCGCCAGGAUUGAGAAGGCCGGUGGUGAGACUCUUACUCUCGAUCAGCUUGCUCUGCGCGCCCCCACUGGAGCCAACACUCUUCUGCUUCGCGGACCUAAGAAUGCCAGAGAGGCUGUCAAACACUUUGGCUUCGGCCCCCACAGCCACAAGAAACCAUAUGUGCGCAGCAAGGGCCGCAAAUUUGAGCGUGCUCGUGGUCGGAGAAGGUCUCGUGGUUUCAAGGUUUAAAAAUAGGGGUCAGGCUCAUACUUUCCUUGUUAAGUAGAUGCUGCCCAGGUAUGCAGGAGAAUGUAGCACAACCUCAAACAUGUGAUCUUGAACCAUGGCUAGCGCCCGAUUACUUCGUCUCUUGCGCCAGGCUAUCUGUUAGUCAUGAAUAAUCAGGUAGAGAAGCUUGAGCGCCACGAAAAUGAAAAUGGAUUAAAACGUUCAA